GUUCCAAAGAGACCAAACUCAUGGCCACUUUGAAACCCAAACAACGGUACGUCGUACACUAUGUCAACUUAAAACAGGCAAUCGCACACGGACUGCAAGUCGAUAAAGUGCACCGCGUUUUAGAGUUUCAACAAAGUGCUUGGUUGAAACCAUACAUUGAGUUGAACACUGAAAUGCGGAAACAGGCGGCAAAUGCUUUUGAAAUAGCAUUUUUCAAACUAAUGAAUAAUGCCGUCUUUGGGAAAACCAUGGAGAACAUGCGGAAGCGUACCCGCAUUGAGCUAAUCUCCAGUUCCAAACGUCUAAGCAAGCUCGUAAAUCAACCAACCUUCAACGACUGUAUCAAAUACGGUGAAAGGUUGUGCGCUGUCAUAAUGGACACAAAGAUUGUCAAGUUUAUCAAACCAAUAUACGUCGGUUUAGCAGUGCUUGACAUUAGCAAGACGCUAAUGUACAAGUACUUCUACGACGUAUUGAAACCACAUUAUGGCAACGCAAUCGAAUUGGUUUACAUGGAUACUGACUCCUUCAUAUACCUGCUCAGAGUCGGCGACUUCUACCAGGAUUUAGCUGAUAGCUCCGAUUUACUGGUGCACGUGGACGCAUCUAGCCUGCCCAAGGAUCACCCUUGCUACUCGACCGAUAGAAAGAAGAUGCCCGGCCUGUUUUCAGACGAAACCGGUGGCCUUACCCUCUUUGAGAUCGCUGCACUUCGAUCAAAGUGCUACGCAUAUGACAUGGAAGGCAGCGAACUAAUCAAGUCUAAGGGGAUCCGCGGGCACGUCGUCCGGAACCAUCUGUCUUUGGACGAUUACAAACGAUGUUUGUUCGAAGACGAUGGCGAUGGCGACGAUGUGUCAAAACGAGCAUUGGCUGGAGAGAAUGCCCGUGUGGUCAUCGGAGCUGUACGCGAUGGUGAGACUCCACCGACAUUAUCGCUGCCAUACACUCCGUACUGACAGAACGUGUCAAUCCGUUCGUUCGAGCACGAAGUACGCACUUUACGUACAACCAAGUUGGCGCUUAACCGUUUCGAUGAUAAGCGCUAUACGCUCGAAAACAGAAUCGACACGUUGGCUCACGGGCAUUAUGCUAUACCACCACCACCACAAGAAGGUUAAUACAAAUAUAGUAGUAUU
Molecule: messenger RNA, 1139 nt
Organism: Daktulosphaira vitifoliae (grape phylloxera)
Lineage: Eukaryota; Metazoa; Arthropoda; Insecta; Hemiptera; Phylloxeridae
Exons: 4
Coding region: 21-959 (312 amino acids)
Source: RefSeq, a predicted model, not a curated record